UCACUAGUCCGAAUGAGAGAGUUUAAUAUGAGAUGUGUUUUCAAGGGAACCUUAACCACUCCCCAGGAGAAGGCACACUCUGCAAAAACUAAUGCUUCAACCAUUGGUGUACUUCUAUAAUCUUGUCGGCAACCAUACUCAGUGGUCUGUGUUUGGGACUGAAGAAGGGUGGUAGAAUAUUAUGUCCCAUAAAAAUCAAAAUGAGAGAGGAUUGGUAGGACAACUAACUGUAAAGUUAGAUGUGACUGACUGCACUGGUAC
Geodia barretti is the source of this 261-nucleotide messenger RNA. The record is from the annotation of a GenBank genome assembly. Lineage: Eukaryota; Metazoa; Porifera; Demospongiae; Tetractinellida; Geodiidae.